Oryzias melastigma (Indian medaka) is the source of this 3019-nucleotide messenger RNA. RefSeq names its product keratinocyte differentiation factor 1b (gene kdf1b). The coding region runs from base 228 to 1265 and encodes 345 amino acids. Lineage: Eukaryota; Metazoa; Chordata; Actinopteri; Beloniformes; Adrianichthyidae. Gene Ontology annotation, cellular component: cell junction. Gene Ontology annotation, biological process: keratinocyte development; regulation of epidermal cell division. The transcript is spliced from 4 exons. The record is from RefSeq and is a predicted model, not a curated record.
AAGUCCAGCCUCCUGCAGGUAGCUGUCUGUCUCGCUUCCUGCACCUUGACGUUCAGGUAGGCAGAUUUGAGCCCAAAGUUUGGGAAAAAUUUAAGAAAACAGUUCGGGUCGGAGCGGAACCAGCAGAGUGGGAAUGGAUCGAACAUUUUGGCAUUUUGCGUGAAGCUGGAGGAUCCGUCCUUCCUGUGGAAGUCAGCUGGAGCCGAUCCGCGAGGUAAGCAGAAGCCAUGUCUGCUGGCAGCCAGGAGUCGUCUUACGAGGAGCGCUGCGUGGACCCAGAGGAGGAACAGCUCCCUCCCCAGGAGCCAAAGGUGGUCCGCAAAGCUCACCUGAAGGACGCCAAAGAAUCUGAGACGAUUGGCUUCAUCCCGGGCUCAGCUGAGCCCUCUUCUGCUGCUCAGACCUGCAAUCCCUGCGCUUCUCCGAGGAGCUGUAGGACCUUUGUGUGCAGUGUGCUCACCUGCGGCCUGUACCGGCUCUGCCAGCGCUCCAUCCUCGCUCCCUGUCUGGCACCAAACGAGAGCUCUCCAGAGGAACCGGAGAGUGUGAGCCUCCAAGCCAGGAACCCAGGGAAACACAAGGAGGAGGCAGAACAGAAUGAUACCCCGCAGACCUUCAAUGACAUCUACAUCGGUGGAGUUAAAGUGGGCAGUCUUAAAGAAUUUAUGGACACUGACACCAUUUCCCCAUCAUAUAUUCCUUCUUCUGUGGUCCAGACUCAGCCCAGCUAUCAGUCACUGCACGAUUCCAUGCAUUUUGAUGACUGGGAGGUUGGUGAAGAGGAUGUGGACUCCCUGAUCACCAAGAAGCUUCUGGAGCUCUAUUCUGAGUAUCAGAUUGAAGAGUUGGCCAGGUGCACUUCAGACUCUGUGUUCCUGAGGAAGAGCAAGACCAUCAACCAGCUGAUAAACUCCCUGGCAGAAGAGCACAAAAUGGACGAGCAGGAGGCCGAGAACCGGCUGGUGCGUGGCAUCAUACGUAUCAGCACUCGCAAGAGCACCAAGAAGCGUCCGCCUGUCUCCAGGACGUUCUCAGACAGCGGGAAUGAGACCAUGAAUGGGAGCAGCUCCUUUACCUUCAGCAACAACAACGACUACAGGUCCAAUCCCAACAUCCAGAUUUCAGAGCAGACCUCGUCAGACAAGUUUGCCAGGGAAAUGUGGAGGAAAAACGGAGGUCACUCUUCAGGUGCUCCUUCAGGAUACUCCCACACAGAAACAGACUCCUCGGGCGUGCCUCUGAUCCGCUCCUCGGUGAGGACCUGAUGAGGACAGAACUGGCCGUCCUGACCGUUGGCGCCAUGUGCAGGACUUUGGGAGGAGUUGCACUUGCACUGGAGGGCGUGGCUGAACCAAGCUCUUGACAAGGAGGACGGAAGGAAGGAAAUGUGAAGGUGCACAUUGUCUGAAGCACGCCGGUGAACUCAGGGCUCUCUGUGUCUGUAUUUAUGCUGGUUAUUGUUUUACGUACGCGUUUGAAGGAGUAGGAGCUCCUCCCACAGGCAGAGGUCUCCUCAGAUGUUUGAUUGCCGUCCUGCUUAUGAAGCUUCCUUGAAAUGUGACUCUCCUGUGUGUGGGCUUGAGUUAUUUUUUUGCACAUUUCUUCCGUCCUGAUUCCUCUUUUCUUAAUUUAGGCCUUUUGUUCAGUAGUUCUCAUAGAGACUAAACAGAUUAUGUUGUUGAUGACUUCACACUGGCUAUGUCUCAGUUCCUGAAUUGCUUUUAAAAUCCAGGGCACUAUAUAGUCCUGCAAUAUGUAGUUUAUAAGAUGGGAAUUGCGACAUAGCCACCAUUUGGAAUUUUUCUCUGCCCAGUUAAACGUUCCCAUCAUGUUUUUAUUCCUCUCCUCUAACUACCGUAUUUUCACGACCAUUAGGCGCGGAUAAACGUCUCAAAUUUUCUCCAAAAUGUGCGGCACGCCCUAUAGUGCAGUGCGCCUACUGUGUUGUUUUGGGGUUUUUUUGGAAGGUGGAUUACAUGAAAACUUUGAGGGAUGAAGUGUGGGCUUUAUUGUUGUUGUUUUAUAGCUGAAGUGAGCGCCACACACACAGGAAGCGAGGGAGCAAGUGCCUGUGCUCCCUCGCUUCUCCAAAGCAGCAAAUGUGUGAAAAAAAAUCACAUUUAUUCAAAUUCAAAUUUGUUUGAAUUAAUUUUACAUUUUAUGUCAGAUAAUUUGUUAUUAUUGAGGCAACUUGUGAGGGGGCGCUUCAGCUGUUUCUGUGACUGAGAUAAAGGCUGUCCCGCAGGCUGUGAAAUGAAGUCAGACUUUCAAGCGCUACGCAGCAUGCGCUCUCGUGCUCGCCUCAAUAGCUGCUUUAUAUGAGCCCGCCCUCUAUGGCAGGAAAAGUAAAGGGAUUGGCUAAAACUUCACAGUACUGAAGAAAGUAGAAAUGAUUGACUUGUCCAAAGACCAAUAGACCUUCAAUGAAAUGCUGCACUGUUUGCAGCAGCUGCUUUCGGUUUGGGUAGAGAUGCGUAAAUCAAUGUCUGCGUGGAAUCAAACUUCGGUGACCAACCCAAGUUUUACCAUGCCUGCGCCCUAUGGUCAAGAGCGCCUUAUGUAUUUGUUAAAUACAGAAAAAGCACCAGUAAGUGAAACUGCGCCCUAUAACCCCUAUUCACCCUAUGGUCGUGAAAAUAUGGUAAAUGUCCACUUCAGACUCAAAAGCCUAAUUAAUGCCUUCAACCAGAGCUGCUUCAAAUGAACUCAAAACCUUUAACACAGCUUCAUUUGGUUUCUUAGCAGGAAGCAGAAUAGAUUAUCUUAAACUUUUCCCUUCUUUCUUUACCGUUGCUCUCCACUUGUUUUCAGAUUGAAAAACAGCUAUACUCACAUCAACUCAAUGCAGACGUUUGGAUCAGGAGUCAUGAUCUACUUCAGGACGUAAAUCUGGAGAUUGUUUUUGUCAUUUAUGGUCCUCUAAGAACUUAGAGUGCAUGUGUGUGAAUGAGAAGAACCAGAGUGGAAGAGUGAGGUUACAGGGAGAAGAGAUAAAGAAGGUGGAGGAGUUUAAGUAUUU